AUGACGGAGCUUGCGCAUUCUCCGAUCUUCACUUACGCAUCUAUGAUCAUUCUCUUCACUCUCUGCCCACCAUUCGUCAUUCUCCUAUGGUACACAUUGGCUCAUCAGGAUGGUUCUGUUACUCAGACGUAUGGCUUCUUGUUGGAGAACGGAGUUCAAGGGCUUAUCGACUUAUGGCCGAGACCAACUGCGAUCGCUUGGAGAAUCAUAUUUUGCUACGCAGCGUUUGAAGCUACUCUUCAGCUGCUUCUGCCUGGUAAAAGAGUCGAGGGUCCGAUUUCUCCAACUGGAAACCGACCAGUUUACAAGGCCAAUGGUAUGGCUGCCUAUUUUGUGACACUUGCCACCUAUAUUGGUCUUUGGUGGUUUGGGAUAUUCAACCCUGCGGUUGUCUAUGAUCACUUGGGUGAAAUAUUCUCCGCACUAGUAUUUGGCAGCCUUGUCUUUUGUGUUUUGUUAUACGUUAAAGGUCACGUUGCACCUUCAUCAAGUGAUUCUGGUUCAUGUGGUAACCUGCUUAUUGACUUCUAUUGGGGGAUGGAGUUGUACCCUCGAAUUGGUAAGAACUUUGACAUCAAGGUUUUUACCAAUUGCAGAUUUGGUAUGAUGUCUUGGGCAGUUCUUGCAGUCACCUACUGCAUAAAACAGUAUGAAACAAAUGGGAAAGUAUCCGAUUCAAUGCUGGUGAACACAAUACUGAUGCUGGUGUAUAUCACAAAGUUUUUCUGGUGGGAAGCUGGUUACUGGAACACCAUGGACAUCGCACAUGACCGAGCUGGCUUCUAUAUCUGCUGGGGCUGUAUGGUGUGGGUGCCUUGCGUUUACACCUCUCCAGGCAUGUACCUUGUGAACCACCCCGUCGAACUUGGAACUCAGUUGGCAAUAUCCAUUUUAGUGGCGGGAAUUCUUUGCAUUUACAUAAAUUAUGACUGCGAUAGGCAAAGGCAAGAGUUCAGGAGGACAAACGGUAAAUGCUCGGUUUGGGGCAAAGCCCCGUCAAAGAUUGUGGCGACAUAUACGACCACAGCUGGUGAAACUAAAACCAGUCUUCUCUUAACCUCUGGAUGGUGGGGAAUGGCUCGUCAUUUCCAUUAUGUUCCUGAGAUCUUAGGCUCUUUCUUCUGGUCCGUACCGGCUCUCUUCAGUAACUUCUUGCCAUACUUCUACGUCUUGCAUCUCACAAUCAUGCUCGUUGAUCGCGCCAUGAGAGACGAUGACCGAUGUCGAUCAAAGUAUGGGAAAUACUGGAAGCUGUAUUGCGAGAAAGUGCGAUACAGAAUUAUUCCAGGCAUUUAUUGA
Microthlaspi erraticum is the source of this 1299-nucleotide messenger RNA. Lineage: Eukaryota; Viridiplantae; Streptophyta; Magnoliopsida; Brassicales; Brassicaceae. The record is from the annotation of a GenBank genome assembly.